CGAACAACGAUAAACAACCAACUUGGACCAUCUUCUGUGGAAUCUGCGGCACUCUUAGUACUCUGCAAAUCAUGCCACCAGGUGUUGGGCUCCCAUACGACCCGUCCGACCUAUCCCAGCAUAUUCACGCCCAACUCGAGGGACUCGGCGAGCUCGCGAUCUAUUUGACCCGGUCGGUCUCGACUAGAGGUGCAGCUUCAGCAGGCCCGAGCCAGGUCAAAGCGGCUUCUACAGAAAACACAGAGGCGGGAAGGACGGAGAAGAAAGAACAGAUCGCCGAGAUGGAAGUGGCGCUCAGAAGGGUUCAUUUGGGGGACGAAUGGUGGGUGGACAUGACCGAACAAGAGAUGUUGGGGUAUCUCGAACGCAAGGAGAAGGCUCUCAAAGAUCUGCAAGAACGGAUACGGAAUGCUUCUUAUCCCAGAGUAGAAUUGCAGAAGGUCGACAUGGACGUUCAACCGAAGCUGGGACUAGCAGAAGCAGCCAGUAUCCAGACGAAUGGGCUUGAAUCCGAGGACGAACCUGUCCCUACGACAAUAUCCAUGUCAUCAACGGAUCUAAUCACGGACAAACAUUCAGAAAGCUCUUCUGACGAGGACGCUGACGACUCUGACGAUGAGGAUGACCAACUUCCCAGGCCUACGAAGCUCAUUCCCGCUGCAGAUCAACCUCAACCCCGGUCUCAGGGAGAAGGAGACAAAGAAGAGCCUGCUCGCGGGGUACGGGACAUCUCCAAAGCCAUAGAAACCCUGCCCGAAACCCUUCGAGGUCCCUUGAAAGAGAUCUUGGGGGCGAAAGAUGGGAACGAGGUGAUCAAUGAGGAAGGAUUACCGGUCAUCGAUAUCAGGGAGGAGGUGAAAGCGGGUCAAGGUCAGGGCGGAAAGGUGGAUGGCGGUGCGGAUAUAAGCGAGGGUGAUACGUCAGGGAAAGCGGAGGAAGCGGGAGGUGCGAAGAAGGAGGAAGAUGACUAUUGGUCAGCGGCUGCUGUGGCCAGGAGGAAGAAGUUGCGGGAACGCUUGUUUGACUCGGACGACCCUGAUGAGGAUGAGGACGAGGAUGAAAAUCGAUCACGCUCUAAGAAAUCGCCGAAAGCUGCAGCGACACAGCCGGUUGUUGAGGACGAGCCUAUGACAGCACCAGCCAAGCCGGGCUUCAUGCUCGCCGCGAGGGAACUGAAGCAUUCGACACCAGAAGAUCGGGCUACCAUCGACCUGGUCGAGAAGAUUCCUGAUAUCAAGGAACGGGCUUCGAGGCUGGACAAGGGGAAAGGCAAAGCGGUGUCGGAUUCGUCCCCGUCGCCAGGUGAUGAGGAGAAUGAGUCCGCUCCCGUUCCUCAACGGAGAAAGAGCGUGACGUUUGCAGCUCAGGCCAAAGUACGGACCUACGAGAAAGGGGAAGCUAUUCCGAUCAUGAACAAACCCGUCGACGAGGACGGAUUGACGAAAGAGCCCGCCCAUAUCGCACCGAAAACUACGACGACAGCGAAACCCGGUAACGACAAGCUGUUUAGUGGGUUCAAGAAGGGGUUCCUCAAUGGAAGCCAAAAGACGUCGUCAGCCUUGCCUACCAGGGUGGUCGCAUCGCCUAAGGUCUCGUUGAGCAAGAGCAGUACUAAGAUCGAGAUGGUUGAGGACGUCUCCGCUCCCACCGUUUCGAUAAAGACGGCUCAAGUGGCUUCACAGCGCAAGAUGGCUAGCGCCCCUUCUGCUUCCUCGUCUGCGCCUUUUCGUUCGGAGAUCGUGAUGGACCCUGAUUUCGCGUUGCCUGCGGAUCUCCAGGCCCAGCUGGAUCAGAUGACCGGAGAGCCACCUUUACCCCUGCCGGAUACUUUGCAACCCCUCGCUCCGUCUCACGAUGACGCUAGUGGUACGCAGAGUGGCAAGGGAAAGAGUCUGUUUGCGAUGAGGAACAAGGCGUUGGCGAACGGGUUGAUACCAGGACGAAAUGCUUCCAACACGAGCGCACCGCCACCAGAGGGAGAUUCGACGAACGGAAACGGGACUGUUGGAACGGGUGCGAGCCGGUUCGAUCGAGCGGGCGAUCCGAUCAAGUUCAAGGUGGUCGAGAAGCCGCCUCGGCCGGUAGUUGAGAAACGCGCUGUGCCCGAAAUCGCCGAGAUGAAGCCGUUGAAAGUCGCACCGAAGCGAAAAGAGGCGAUUGGAGGGAUCGUUGAGCGAAGCGCUCCGUCUAAACCGCGUAAUGUCGAUGCGGGAGAAGCGAUCCCUUUGCCUAGCCCUGAGUCCAUCACUGGUCAAAAGGUACAGGCGACUCAGCUGCAGGAGCAACUCGAUCAGGCUAAUGGCAAUGGGCGCGAGGACGCGCCAGAAGCACCGGCCGACGACGAUAGUGCCGAAGAGGAUGACGACGUCGAUUCGAACAAAUCGUACGAAUACUCGGAUACCGAGUCGGUCAACUUCGACAUGGACCGAGGAUUGCUGGCAAGGGAAGCCGCGAUGGCGUACCAUCAGAAGCGUAGUGCUCUCGGACGAAAGGCCCUUGGAGGAUGGACCGGCGUGGUGGACGAGGACGGCAAGACCGGGUUUUACAGCGACGAGGUGGACGAGGCGCAGAUCAAGAGCGAAGCGGUCUCGUUUGGCGAGAAGCUCUUGCCACGUGCGAAUCUGCGCAGUUUCGACGUAAGCAAAGAGGACGAGGAUGAUGAUGAUAUUCCGUCUGUCAGCCUGCCCACCAUCAUACCAGGCGUGGAUAACCUGCCAUCGAUGAUCAGGGUCGGCAAGCUUGAAAAUGGCAACCUGAUCCUCCAGGCCGAGGAUGAAUCUGAAGACGAAUUCGCUGACGCUCCCGAAGGUCUCAAGCGAGAGACGGAGGAGCAAAAGGCAUGGCGAGCUGAUUUCCGCGACAAGAUGGCUGCCAAGAACAAGAAGAAGGAGAUUGUCGCUCGGCUUGGCAAGGGGGAGGUGGAAGAGAUGAUUAGGGAAGACGAAGCGAGGGAAACUCAGGCCAAGGCUAUGAGGGUGGUCAAGAACCAUGAUAACGUUGCGCCGAAAGUCAGGGAGGAAGUCGCGCCGCAGCAGAACCCCGUUGAAGAGGUGGUUACCGAGCGGAAGAGCAAAACUCCCUUGGUCGGUUCGAUCAAGGAGAAGGGUAGCAUCAUAGAGGCGAAAGCGGAGGAGGAGCCGGUAGUCGAUAAGCCCAAAAAGGUUUCGCGCUUCAAAGCCGCCAGGAUGGCUGGUAACGGCAAUGUUUAGAUGUCUACGUGUUUUGUAUCGUCUAACGACACAACGCCUAUCAGCUUGACAUAUCCUGUUCAAACUCUAUCCACAUGAUCAUGCAUCGCUGUCAUAACCGCUUGGACAUAGUCGUUCAUGAAACAUCCCUACCCUGCGAAGGUCAGCGUAGUUGACACCCGCGUCCUGACGAUAUUACACAAACGGAUCGGCACCGCUUUGCUAUCAAAGCCCACCUCAAACCGGAAUUUGUAGAUCUACCUUGCUGCUCUUCUCUUCUUACUUGUCUCUGUUACCCGAAUCCCGGU
Messenger RNA from Filobasidium floriforme, 3496 nucleotides. RefSeq lists its product as uncharacterized. The transcript has 2 exons. Lineage: Eukaryota; Fungi; Basidiomycota; Tremellomycetes; Filobasidiales; Filobasidiaceae. The record is from RefSeq and is a predicted model, not a curated record. Bases 72 to 3209 code for a protein of 1045 amino acids.